CUCAUUUUUCCACGGUUCAGCCACCAAAUACUCUCCCCUCUCUUCUGCCUUUUGCGCCAAACACCUACCUCCUGUUAAGAUUUGUAGAUCCCAUCACCGUCCGACCUCAUAUUCAAAAUCCAACUUCAGGGCCAUUCUUCCCGCGUCUGGGCUCCCUUGCCUUGCAUUUUUUGGGCCGAUCGGCAACAAAAAAUGUUCCGGUAACGUUUCCGGUGACUUUUUACCGAUCUUUCGAUGAAGCCCCAACCUGGUUUUUGCUCUGUGUUGCGUGUCAUGUCCCUAUUCUAGCCGUCUAAUUGAGUCUCCUGGUUGGUUUUCUCCUCCUUGCUUCUGACUUAGUGGAGAAUUGACAUUUAGGUUGUGAUUGGGGUUUUAAAGAUGAUUGUUGCUUUAUUGAGAACAUAAUGCCACUAUUAGGUUGUUAGACAUGCUUUGAACUAUCAUCUCUAUCGAAUGUGUUGGCUUGGUGCCCUGUGUUGGGUUUGUAGUAUAGGUUCUCUUUACAAACUUUAUCUAGCUAGUCUGAAACCAGCCCUGUUGCCAUGCUUUUGGACUCUUAGCUACCAUGUUUUUUAGAGGCCGAAUCCUCUAGGCGUGGACCUCUCCGCCUUCUACUCCACCAUCUCAAAGUUUCAAGAUAUUUUGGAGCAAGUGGACAAUUCGAUCUUUGGAGUUACGGCCAGACCUUGCAAGUUACGGUCUGGCCCGUAAAUCACCUAGAGGAUCCAUAAGUUGCAAGUGGAAGAAUGAAGAAGUUCCAGGAGGCUUCUUGGAGUUACGGGUUGACCUUCCAAGUUACGAUCAAGGCCGUAACUCAGCCUGGGAACUCGUACUCUUGGGAAGCAUCGACAUCAGUUCCAGAAGCACUUUCGGAGUUACGGUCUCCCUCUCCAAGUUAUGGUCGAGACCGUAACUCUCCAAAGGAAGCUGUAACUCUUGGACAAGGAAGUGAAACAACGGCGCCGUUUCUCAACAAGUUACGGGCUGUCAAGCCGAGUUACGGCCGUAACUUAGGGAUUGGAUUCUUCUGAGUUCCUAAGGCAGAAAACAAACCCUAGAGAGAGAUAGUGACGAAAAGAAACCCUUGGGCAAGGAUUGGAGCGAUCUAAAGACCUCGGAGCUCGAUUCCCAAACUUCGGAGUACCAAUUAUUCGCUAGUACCAGUUGUCCAUUAUCGUCUUGAUGAUGUCUACUCCGAGAAUGACGUUCUCACAUCUCUUCAUGGAGUAAUUUUCCAUUCCAUCUAGGUAUGAAGAACCCUAGCUGUGUAUGUUAGGAAUGAUUGUAUGAACCCCAUGGUAUGAAUGAUUGAUUGGAUAAAUUCAUUUGAGGAAUUAUUCAGAAUUGCAUGAGUCCUGAUCAAACCUGCGUAAUUCCGGCUUUAACCUAGAAUGAUAGUCUCUGCAUAGGUUAAAAGAGCAACCUUGAAUUGAAAGUGGCGAAUCGAUUGCUUUAGUCGAGAAGUCAAUUCACUGCUCCGUACUGGAACAUAAGGCCAGUAGUGGAAGUUUCGCGUGAUUUUCCUUGGUUAGUGUAUGCCAGUGUAGGUUAGUCCCUAUCGGGUUUUCGAAUCAAGAGGGUCUGGAACA
Linum trigynum is the source of this 1589-nucleotide messenger RNA. NCBI's taxonomy places the organism in Eukaryota, Viridiplantae, Streptophyta, Magnoliopsida, Malpighiales, Linaceae. The record is from the annotation of a GenBank genome assembly.